GCGUUACAGCGAAAGGCAGGCGGAUACAUCCAUGGGGCGGAACCCUGAGCAGACAGUUCUCUGUUUCUGUAGGAACCUUUGAAGUUAGUUUGACAGCCAUUGUUGUCUAUGGUUGUUGUGACAGGUGAAAAGGCCAGUAGAUAUAGAUUUAUUACCCGGUAAGACUUUUUUUUAAAGCUACAGGGUUCAGCUGAGAGGUGGACAUGGUCUCCACGAUCCAGAACACCGACGUGAAGCAGUUGGAUGAAGAUGUUCUGUGUUUCCUCUGCAGAAAGAUGCUGAUCGUGCAGUCGUUGUCGCGGUAACGUCUCGCGCAGUGUUUGAAUCUGGAGCUGAUGGGGAUGAUGUGUACGGAAUGGGCGUGGCUUUCCCGCUGCUGCAGGCGCUGCAGAGAGUGAACGAACGUCUGCUGGAGGAAAAUCCUGCUGAGUCGCUGCUGUUUGAUGUCGUCCUGAUCACCACCGACAGCCAGCAACAGCAGCAGAGCUCCCGCAUCAUCAGCAGCACCAGACAUUACGGUCUUGAAGUCAGCAGGUUCUGUUUUUCCAGCGAGGAGGAUUUUGUCGAAAGUUUACAGAAGAAUAACGUCCAACUCUUCCUGUCGACGGACAGAAAUGAGGUGCCGCAGGCGUCACAGAAAGGUGUUCUCUCGGCCCUGCUGGACCGGCAGGAAGCUCCAUCAGAGCAGCUCAGAGUAAUGUUCUGCGGGGACGCCGUCAACCGGCCCGACGCUGGCCCAAUGCCGGCGAGCCGACAGGCCGCUCAGAGUUUCUCAGCUCAGCUCGGCGAGAUGCGGCAGAGGUUCGGCAUGUCGGACAGCCCUCUCAGCAUCGUUCUCAUGACGUCACACGGUGGCAGGGAAAGCUGUGGCGGCGCCCUGCGGACGCUGCGAUCCCGCGGCGUGAACGUGGAUGAGGCGUACUGCCUGGCCGGGGCCCCGCUGAGCCCCAUCCUGUCCGUGGUCCGACCUCACUUCCUGCUCAGCGACGGCUUCAGCGGCCUGGAGGACUGAUGACAUCAUGAGGGGAAUGUACUGUCGCAUGACCUCACAAAAAAAAAAACAACCGCUGAAACAAGCUGCCAAAAUCCUCAGACCGAACGCAAAGUUGAACACCGGUUUGAACGAAUUGUUUCAGCUCGUUGAGCCUUAAAAAGCCAAUCAGUGAUCCUGAUGUAAAGCUAAGCCCCGCCCACCACCAAAAUACAAACUACAGGAUUGGACACUGUCUGACUUUAUAUCUUUUGUAGACUAACAUGUUUAGUUUAGUUUUUUUAGCUCUCUAAUUGGAUGAUAAAAAAUAAACCUGAAGGAAUCAGCAUGUGCGUAACUGAUCCAGUCUAACUGGGAUGUUUUAAAAUGUAAGUUUCUAAAUUCUUCACUAAAAUGAAUGUGUUUGACCUUUGGCCCUUAAUGCUAAGACUGCUGAGCUGAUGCUGUUUAUAUUCUUUAGUUUCAUCACUUCAACUGAUUUCAAAGUUUCUUGUUGUUGAUUCAGGAACAGUUUCCUUCUUUGUCUGUUACGUUGUGUUUACUUGCAGCUGUAAGUUUGAUUACUGUCUGUAUUUGAAAACUCUUCAUGUCCUCUGCUGCUCCGUCACUUAGUUUUAGACUCAGCAGUGCUCCGGUUCAGGAUGUUGAUAGAACAGAGCAGCCUCCUUCUGUUUCUGAACCUCUGUGUAUAUGGUAAAAAAGUGAUAAAUCACAGAGCCGCAAAGUCCUGAAAGAUAAUAUUUUUUGUAUCUUGUGCAGUGCACACAACAUUAAAAAUCUCAGUACUUGUCUAUCCCAGUACCACGCCUGUGGUCUAUGAAAAAUGUGUACAUAUGAACUAUUAAAAAGAAAAAGGGAAAUACA
This is a messenger RNA of Sander lucioperca (pikeperch), 1855 nucleotides long. RefSeq names its product cytosolic 5'-nucleotidase 1A. Gene Ontology annotation, molecular function: 5'-nucleotidase activity; magnesium ion binding; nucleotide binding. Bases 356 to 1012 code for a protein of 218 amino acids. NCBI's taxonomy places the organism in Eukaryota, Metazoa, Chordata, Actinopteri, Perciformes, Percidae. The record is from RefSeq and is a predicted model, not a curated record. Gene Ontology annotation, biological process: adenosine metabolic process; nucleotide metabolic process. Gene Ontology annotation, cellular component: cytosol; cytoplasm. The transcript has 6 exons.